AUGUCGUACGAGGAGAUUCCUCCCGACGUGGUGUCCCCGCAUGAUGCCACUCAGACAAUACAGCAGACACUCAAGUGCAAGGACACUGUUAUAGCCCUCUACGACUUCCCGGGCACCCAGCCGUCUCACCUCCCCCUAGACUUGGGUGAUACCGUUUACGUGUUGGCGAAAAGCGAUUCGGGUUGGUGGGAUGGUGUGGUGAUUAGUAACGGAGAGAUGCUGCGGGGCUGGUUCCCGCAUAACUACGUUCGGUCAGUGAACUAUGUUCAGCCGGUCUUGAACAAGUUGAAGUCCAAUAAGGAAAUUGAUACCAUCACUGCUGCCAACACUGCUGCAAAUGUGCUUAUCCCAUCCUUUGCAAAUCUCCUACAGCGUUCACUUGUGGAUCUGGGCAAGAACAGUCCGGCCAGUAAUACGAGGAAGAAUUCCGUUGUAUCUUUUGCAUCGCUGGAAACCAGCAUCUCUGAUCUGAAGCUGCGCUCCAAUCAGGCACUCAUGCCUUCACUGGCUCAUACGUCUUCCCCUUCCUCAGAAGUAACUGAGGGUGCUACUCCUCCGACCCCCAAUACGGCACACCAGCCAUCUUUUGCAUCCACGAUAUCUUCGCCUUCAGAAGAUAUGCCACCUACUCAAGACAGCCCGCCGGUCAAGUUCAUCCCGGUAGAAGAAGCAGAGAGAUUGUGUCUCGAAUUGAAACAAACCGAAGGGAAAAAUAUUGUGUGGACCGCCAGAGGAACAACCGCAGGUGACAUUGUGUUCUACUCCGAACAGCUCGAAGUAUACUGUGAAACACUUCCGUUGGUUCCUCUAAUUCAGCUGGUUGACUUGAACGGUGGUAACUUAGCAUUGCCCACAGUGGAAGCCGUCAAUGACAUUAGCGUUGUGAACGCCGUGCACGAUUUAAACGAGAGUAAUGAGCGUUCCAACUCUAGUGUCAAGGGCUUCGAUCUCAAGCGUGACUCUAAUGCAUCCUCAAUGUCAACCAGCAGUUCAGUGUCUUCGUACCACCACUUCCUGCAACCUUUCUUUGCAGCCAGUGGUCUAUUUUACAACCUGUUCGACGACAUCACUAAAUGGACAGAACUCAAGGACCACUUCAACUACCUUCUCGACUUGACCCACAAGGCUCUAAAGGAUUCCAACAAACAGUUAUUUUCUAUGCAUCUCUCCCAACUUACGAAAGUUGUGUCCAUAGUGCUAGCUGCUGCAAGGCUUUGUCAGCACGACUUCUCGGAUUCAAAGUACGAGGCAUCGAUACGAAGGAAGCUCAAACGUAUCACCAAUGGCUUCUCUCAACUAUAUAUCAACGGCCUUCUACAUCUCAGUGUCAUGCAUUACUCAGUGGCUGCAUCCAACGCAGAGUUAUUCAGUCUUGACAUACGCACCCUCAACAAAUCCACUGGACCCACUCAGCAGGCCUCCGUUGUGUCACCGACAGACUCAAUAAGUUCACAGUCAGGCUCCGCAGAGAACCGAGGAAGUGUAGCUGAUGAAGCUGCAACUCGGGUGAACAGAUCUGUUGGACUGGAUCACUCUCAGGAUUCAUUGGAAUCAUAUCUUCUGCAAGCUGAUCAUGAGGUUGACGCUGUCAGAUCCAAUAUGAAUGGCUUAAUUAAGUUAUUUGUUCGCUUAAGUAAGGGGAAAAAAAUAACCAUCAAGGACUACGACAGUUCUGAUGCCUCCGAGGAUGAAGGUGAGGAUCGUUACAACGUGCUACCCCAAGUGUAUCCUCGAUUCCUAGCAGAUGAGUUCAAUGGUGGUAACUGGUGCAACCCAUUCUUCACUAACACACGGCCUUACCUCAAUUUGAGUGGAGACCAUUUGAAAAAUAGAUAUCAUCUCAAAGUCAUCAUUGACAGCGCUGGCUAUGAUCGAGUGAAGCAAUUUACUAGCGAGAUCGUGAAAAUCAGCAAGGAGACUCUAGGCUUUUUGGACCCGAAAAAUCAAGGCAAAUACUACAAUGAGCAGCUUAGGAAUGGCAGAAACGAGCAAAUCUUACGUUUCAUGUACAAAUAUUUGCACCAUGCUAGCUCUAUGAUUGAUUUACUAGAGUCUUUUGAUUUCACUGUUUUCUGCCUCAUCAAGAGGUCGUCAUCUGGCGACAGCUUAGGUAGUAAUGACGAGGUUAGGGGAAGUCAGGAUGAUGAGAAUACGACUGGAAAUCUAACUUUCGAUUAUCCUGUGGUGUUGGAAUUUUUUCAAGCUAAGCAGUAUUUCCACACACUUGUAUCGAAGGUUAUUAUGUAUAGUCAAACGUUGACCUUGGAGGACCCUGAUGUGUUCACGGCUAUGAAGGAGGAUGAUCCUGUCCUUUAUAAUAGGGAGACAAUCAAAGAUCCAUUAGAAAGGUCUGCAUUGGUAUUGAGUAACAUCUUAAUGCAGCAGAGCCGAAUGAAACCCGCCGGGGCGAUUACUCUUGAUAAAGAUGAAGUGGUCUCGGAGCUUCUUUCAGAAGGUAUAGACUUCUGCGACCACAUUUUGACUCUUGUUCAGCAGCUUGUUGAAGAGAGAGAGACAAUUCUUAACUAUGCAACUCGUGUAAUGCACGAUGAUUUCAAUGUCCAGCUUCUUGUUAUCGAGCGCAACAAUACAGCUGCUGGUGACAAGAAUGAUGACAGCGGUGCUCAAUAUUACAGCAGCAGAGAGAAAAAUGAUGACACUCCAUGGUAUUUGGAAGGAGACGAAGAGUGUGAUUUGUUGCUUGAUAUCAAGGGUAAUAUUAAAGGAGGUACUAAGGAGGCUCUUGUGGCACACUUGACCAGACACGAAUCGCUUGAUGCUGGAUUUAUCUCGGUUUUUUUGACCACCUUUGCAACAAUGAUGUCGAUUGGAGAGUUUAUUCAGCUCUUAAUCAAUCGCUUCAACAUGGAGGCUCCUGAGGGUUUGAGCUACGAGGAAUACUUGUCCUGGAAGUCGAAUAAGCAACAAAAAGUGCGUGCCAAGGUGUUGGACGUAAUGAAACUUCUCAUCGACGCACACUGGUGUGAUUCAUACUAUAGUGUUACUGUUCUUCAGCGCUGGAUGGCCUUUGUACAGUUACCCAGCGUCAAGCGGUACCCUACCUCUGAGCAUGUCGCUGCUGGAAUCGAAAAAAUUCUCAAAGGGGAGCAUGUACCCAGAAAGCCUGAGACUGCCGUUGUUAUUGGAAAGCCUCCAGCGCCUAUCCUCAAGGGAUUCUCGUUGAAGAAGAUUAAACUUCAAGACAUUGACUAUAUUGAGUUCGCCAGGCAAAUUACUAUUCGUGAGUUUCAUUUGUUUUGCCAGAUUAAUAAGCUUGCCUGCGUUAACAAGGUGUGGGGUAAGAAGUCGGGGCUCAAUGAGAGUAUUGAACCCAUAACCAAUUUCAUCAAGGCUUCCAAUCAGUUGACAAACUUUGUUGCCUAUAUGAUCUUGAGAAAGGACGAUGCAAAGAAGCGUGUGAGAGCAAUAAGAUACUUUGUGCAAGUGGCGGAGAAGUGUCGCCAAUACAAUAACUUUUCCUCGAUGACGGCUAUUAUCUCGGCCUUGUAUUCCUCGCCUAUUCACAGACUCAAGAAGACUUGGGCAUAUGUCUCUCGGGAUAUACUCACGCAACUUCAAAACAUGAACAGGCUCAUGAAUUCAACCAGAAAUUUCAAUGAGUACAGAGAUGUGCUAAAAUUCAUUGGAUCGGAGCCUUGCGUACCUUUCUUUGGCGUAUACUUGAGUGAUUUGACUUUUAUCUAUCACGGAAACCCUCAACAUUUGUUAAAUCGCACACGAAUGAUAAAUUUUGCCAAGAGAGCAAAGACUGUUCAAAUUGUGGAGGGUAUCGACCGAUUUCAAAAAAUUGGGUACAAUUUUCAAAGUGUCAACGAGAUACAAAAGUAUCUCGACCUUUGGUUCGAUAAGUGCCCAUCCAUCGAAGAGCAGUAUCAAUUGUCCUUGUCACUCGAGCCACGUGAAUCAGUGGACCGCAGUUCUCAGAAGAAGUCAAGUCGUAGCGAGAAAGACGAGACUUCUGCCCACCACAGUACUCGAAUGGCCCCAAACAUGAGCAUUUGGGGACUUAAACAGUAA
Candidozyma auris is the source of this 4038-nucleotide messenger RNA. RefSeq names its product Ras family guanine nucleotide exchange factor CDC25 (gene CSC25). Gene Ontology annotation, biological process: positive regulation of GTPase activity; Ras protein signal transduction. The transcript has a single exon. Gene Ontology annotation, cellular component: plasma membrane. The record is from RefSeq and is a predicted model, not a curated record. Gene Ontology annotation, molecular function: protein binding; guanyl-nucleotide exchange factor activity. The coding region runs from base 1 to 4038 and encodes 1345 amino acids. NCBI's taxonomy places the organism in Eukaryota, Fungi, Ascomycota, Pichiomycetes, Serinales, Metschnikowiaceae.